AUGGCCUCUUCUACUCCGUCCGAGGAUUCGGUGUCCCCACAAGCAGAACUCGAGACACCUGCAAAAGGUACACCGGAACACAGGGCCCUCUACUACAAGAAGAUUGAAGAUUCUCUUGCUUAUGUUGUCAAUAUGCAUCGCAACAUAGGCCCUACGAAUCGUAUAAGCACUGGCUGGCUGAAUAUGGAUGAGACAGAACAAAAGAAAAUACUGUCCAGACUAGCAUCGAUCUCAUAUGCACCAGAUAUGGUUGACAUAACGGACGAAGAAAUGCUCAAUUCGAGAAUGGCUGUCAUGUUUGCAUCCGUAGUGAUCGGCGCUAUCAAAGAGCGGGAGGGUCAGCCUAGCUCCAAGCAGCGUCGGGAUCGUGAAGGGUCGUUACGCAAAAUGGCCAUCAUUCACUCCAACAUAGCCAGGCAAAACUCUUGA
Messenger RNA from Psilocybe cubensis, 429 nucleotides. RefSeq lists its product as uncharacterized. NCBI's taxonomy places the organism in Eukaryota, Fungi, Basidiomycota, Agaricomycetes, Agaricales, Agrocybaceae. The transcript is spliced from 3 exons. The record is from RefSeq and is a predicted model, not a curated record. The coding region runs from base 1 to 429 and encodes 142 amino acids.